GUCCUGACCCGGAAGUAAUCCAGGCGAGGCGCUAGCAGCGUUAGCUUGUGUUCAGAGGACGGUGGUGUUUUGUUUUGAGUUUUAGGUGUUUUUAGACAGAAACAACGGUACGUGGUUCGUGUCCGAACUCUCAGCAUUUUCCAAAGUGUCGUCAAUGAGUGAAUACGAGUUAAAUGUAAAGACAACGUGCCUGUGUGAUUGUGCGACUAGCAGAUCAUGAGAUGGUGACAUGGUGGUCGGAGCUGCUGUGAAGAGGACGGCGAUGUUUGUGUGAGUUUGAGCUGAUGAUGAUCGGAGCAGCUGCAGUAACGAUGUCUUCACUUCAGUCUCUGAGAGAGUUUAUCAACGAGCGACUAGCUGCUGCAGCUGAAGAAAUCUUCAGACACUGUGAAGGAACCAUCGUCCAGUACGAGCAGGAGCUCUGUCGUCAGCGCAGACUGCUGGAUGUCAUCUGGAAACCACAGCUUCAGCUGGACGCGAUAGUCCUCCCCCAGCAUUACAUGAAUGAAAAGGUAGAUCUCUGCAACCAGCAGAGGAACUCAAGAGUGGGACAGGAAGAGCCAGAAGCUUCACAGGUAAAAGAGGAACAGGACGAACAAGAACCUCCACAUAUUGAAGAGGAAUGGGAGGAACUAGAGCUUCCACAGAUUAAAGAGGAGCAAGAAGGGCUGUACAUCAGUCAGGAUGAAGAUCAACUUGAAUGGAAGCAGGAGACUGAUACCUUGAUGGAGACUCCUACUUAUGAGGACAAUGAGCACAAUAUAGCAGACCUAAACUAUUUGCAGAGCUUUGAUGUAACUUAUGGUCUGGAUGAAAUAGAAAGCCAGCUUGAAGAAGGAUCAACAUCAACUACAGGUGGAGAGACCAGCCCACAGAACAGAGUUCAGUGGAAAAGAAAUGACAGAAGUCAUUACCAAAAUGUGGUAAGCUCUCACAUGGCAGAAAGUCAGUGUGACUCGGAUUUGAGUAAAAUAUCCAGUAUGGCAACUUUGAUUAAGCAACACAACCAAAUCCGGAACAAAAAGAGACUUUCCUAUAUAAAGUCUGGUAAAAGCCGGUAUGUCUACAGGAGAACUGAGUCUGAUGAAAGACCAUAUGUCUGUAAAGAAUGUGGUAAAAGUUUUAUUUGGUGGUCUCAGUUCAGAAUUCACAUGAGAACGCAUACAGGAGAAAAGCCCUUUUCUUGUAAGGAAUGUCAUACAAGUUUUAGCCUUUUAUCUCAUCUCAAAACACACAUGAGAACUCACACAGGAGAAAAGCCUUUUUCGUGUAAAGAAUGUGAUAAAAGGUUUAGUCAAACUUUUGGCCUCAAAAGACACAUGAGAACCCAUACAGGAGAGAAGCCUUUUUCUUGCAAAGUAUGUGAUUCAAGCUUUAGUGAAAUAUAUAAUCUCAAAGCACACAUGAGAUCUCAUACAGGAGAAAAGCCUUUUUCUUGUAAAGAAUGUGAUAAAAGUUAUAGUCGAUUAUCUGAUCUCAAAAGACACAAGAGAACUCACACAGGUGAGAAGCCUUUUACUUGUAACGAAUGUAACAGACGUUUUUGUGAAAAAUCUCAUCUCAAAAGACACAUCAGUACUCAUACAGGAGAAAAGCCAUUUUCUUGUAAAGAGUGUCCUAAAAGUUUUAGACAUAAAACUCAUCUCACAGCGCACAUAAGAACUCACACAGGAGAAAAGCCUUUUUCCUGUAAAGUAUGUGAUACAAGUUUUAGUCAAAUGUCUAGUCUCAAAAGACACAUGAGAACUCACACAGGAGACAAGUCUUUCACUUUUCAAAAAAUGUAAAAGUAUUGAGUGAUUUCUCUAAACCUAAAAAACUGAGGGAAACUCAAAGCAGACAACUGAUGCAUCUAAAAGACUGAGGGUUUACAUAGGAAUGGAAAUAUUUAGAGACAUUUUUUUCUUUUAUACAAAAAUAAAGUGGAAUUUUACAAUUUUACAGGUGAAAUAACCCAAAGUUCUGUCUCAGAAAAUAGGUUAUUCGGAAAAAAAAAGUAUUGUUCAAAACUUCUUUGGUCCAGCCUUAAGGUUUAUGGCUGGUGAGGCACUGAUGUCAUCAGUCAGAUCUCCAAACAUAUGAAUCCUACAGAGCAGCUUAUUUACCAUUUGAUUGGGAACAGUUCAAGUGUGUUAAAAAAAUUUCUGUCUUUAGCAUUGAACCAAAAAAAGCACCAAGAUUAAUGACUUGUUUGUAGAAGUGUUCCUUUUCUUUCUGUAGUUUAAAUAGUCUCUCUUACUCGAUGCAAAUCUCUGCCAGUGAAGAAAGUUUUGCUUGAUCAGUCCUUUUCUAAAUGUCAGCACGAGCUGGAGCAACUUUGCUGCCUUCUGGGCCAAAAAGCUGAGAAGCUUUCCAGAAGAUUUACAUUCAUCCCUCACUGUUUGUGAGCUGUAAAGUCCAGUGAAAUUUGCCAAGAGUCUUUGCCAAAGUCAAAGAAUUUAGCAUGUUUUGAGUGACGUUUUCCAUCAUUAAAAUCUUGCGACUUUUUACUGAAUUUCGUGCGGUCUACCAAAACCAAGAAAGUGAACUCACCAAUAUUAGGGCUGGGUAUAAAAAAAAUGGACCUUUAGACCACAAAUAGUUACUUUGGAAAACAUUAUUCCUUAUAAGAAUUAGGGAAAUUCAUGCCUGUGAGUAUAUAAGCACUUAAACACUCCCAGGAUGUAUAAAGUAAUGGCAGGAGAGUGUCUGUCUUCAUUCACGUCCCCAAAGCCCUGAAACACUUCUUUUAUCUCAAAACCUUCUUCAGAUGUGCUGUAAUGCGUCUAAAAUCUGUGCGUUGUUUGUGACAUCUGUGGUCUCAUCUAAUUCUACAGCACCAAUCUCCUUUUUAAUUUCAGUCCUUAUGACAUCAUUGACUGAUUCAGUUACUGGUGAAUCAUUCUGUAUUCUUUUUGAUUAGCCAGAAAAUAGUGGAUAUCUCUAAAUGUCUAGCUAGCCAGUCGCCUUUUUAAGCAAAUGUGUGCAAUAAUUCAACAUAGAUGCAAUGAAUAACAGAGUUUGCAUGAAAUGCUGUCUAAUGUUUGGCAAGGAAGCAGGUGGCAUUGUAAAGAUGUUUUCAAAUCUCUCUUAUCCUUUAUCUAGCAUUAUGGAUUCUAAUGUUGAGUCUGUGCUGUUCGUCCAAAGCCAAGUUUAAUUUGGACAUCCCAAACAUUUUUGCCGUGAUUUGACUUUGGAUGUGUGUGGCCGACUGCUCAUGUUUGAUGAGGCUUCUUGGCAAUUUCUUUAGAUCACAGUAUCCCAUCUCAGUCCAAACAUUUUUAGAAGUUGAAAACAGGAGGCAGAAACAAACACUUUAUUUUCUCAAUCGAAUUUUGGUGAUUGGUUCUAUUUUUUUCUUAUACUAAAAAAUAAUAUGUUGUGGAAGUUGAACAAUGUUGACUCUUCCCUUUAAGAACAAAUAUUUCUUAAUUAACCAAAAUAAAGCACUAAGAAUUUGCUUGGGUAUAUGCAACUUGCAACUUGUAUAUGAGAUACAGUUGCGAUGUUUAAUGUUGUGAUCAUUAAAUAAAAUAAAUGUCACAAUUUUAUUACAAUGAAAGGCUUAUUAACAUUCAGGUAAAUGUUUUUUUGUAAGUUAUACUCUUUAAAAAAAGUGAAAAUGCCUUCCAGCACAAUAUCGCGAUACGUAUCGUGUCGUUAGACUGGGAGCCAGUUUAGAUCGUGCUGGUUUGCGGCGCCUUCCGUCCGUGAAACCCGGGUUCAACUCCGGGCUGCUCCCUGUUCCCUUCUCUACGCCGGUUCCAAGCCCGGUUUGAGAAGGUUGCGUCAGGAAGGGCAUCCGGCAUAAAACAUUGCCAAAUUUACCAUGCGACUUGUUCGCUGUGGCGACCCCUGAUGGGAGAAGCCGAAAGUGGAAGAAGUAUCGUGUCGUUAGACGUGUAUCGGGAUAUGUAUCGUAUCGCCAGACUCUUGCCAAUAGAUACUACUAAAUCUGACAGUUGGUGAGAAAAAAGCAAAUGAGGUAAUUAAAUAAUGAAUCAUCUUCUAUGACAGAAAAAACAAAAAAGCGCAUGCAUCAGCUCCAAAAAGUGUGUGGCGCAGGGGGGGCUCAGGCUGCCGCUCUCUCAUAGAUUUAUAAAUUUUCUACUUUUUUGUUUUUAUUUUUACUAAAGUAAUCUUGAAAAAAAAAUCCAAAUAAAAAUUUGACUCAUAUGAGCAACUAAGUAAUUUCUGAAGAAAGACUUUUCCCAAAAAUGUGUUAAAUAAGUAAUGGAUAAAGACGUGUACUGGUGUUUAUGUUUUGUGUACAUUUGAUUCAUGUUUUUUAGUAGAGAUUAGAAAAAAUGGUGUUUUAAGUGUUCUGUCUCCCAAUCUUUACUGUGGAGAAUAAAGUGGCUGUGAACAUCA
Oryzias latipes (Japanese medaka) is the source of this 4350-nucleotide messenger RNA. NCBI's taxonomy places the organism in Eukaryota, Metazoa, Chordata, Actinopteri, Beloniformes, Adrianichthyidae. The record is from RefSeq and is a predicted model, not a curated record.